CAUAACGUCACCGCCAUGGUCGGCGCCGGCGUUCUUGGCCUCCCUUAUGCCAUGUCUGAGUUAGGAUGGGGUCCGGGGGUGGCGGCGCUGGCGAUAUCGUGGGUGAUGACGCUGUACACGCUGUGGCAGAUGGUGGAGAUGCACGAGCCGGAGCCUGGGAAGAGGCUGGACCGGUACCACGAGCUAGGGCAGUACGCGUUCGGGGAGAAGGUGGGGCUGUACGUGGUGGUGCCGCAGCAGCUGAUGGUGCAGAUCGGAGUGAACAUUGUGUACAUGGUCACCGGCGGCACCUCGCUCAAGAAGUUCCACGACACCAUUUGCCCUUCCUGCACGCCCAUCAGACGAACCUAUUUCAUUAUGAUCUUCGGUUCUGUUCACUUGGUCCUCUCUCAUCUCCCCAGUUUCAACUCCGUCACUGUGAUCUCUGUCGCCGCCGCCGUCAUGUCCUUCAGCUACUCCACCAUAGCAUGGGUGGCUUCAGCGAACAAGGGAGUGAUAGCAGACGUGCAAUACACCCCCAGGGCUUCAACCGACGUAGGAAGAGUGUUCCAAUUCUUCAGCGCCUUGGGAGACGUGGCGUUCGCCUACGCCGGCCACAACGUGGUGUUGGAGAUUCAGGCCACCAUCCCGUCCACGCCGGAGAAGCCGUCCAACAAACCCAUGAUGAAGGGAGUUUGGGUGGCCUACGCCGUCGUUUUUCUGUGCUACUUUCCGGUGGCCAUCAUCGGAUACUGGGUGUUUGGAAACUCGGUUGAGGAUAACAUCCUCGUUUCCCUCCAAAAACCCGCUUGCCUCAUAGCUGCUGCUAACAUGUUUGUUGUCAUCCACGUCAUUGGAAGCUACCAGGUUUUCGCAAUGCCCCUUUUUGACACCGUAGAAGGGUGGCUAGUAAAGUCUAGGAAUUUUAAGCCGACAUUACUACUCCGAAUUUGUAGUAGGACUAUUUACGUUGUAUUAACCUGUUUCCUGGGCUGCACAUUCCCUUUCUUUGGUGGUUUACUUGGUUUCUUUGGAGGCUUUGCCUUUGCUCCUACAACCUACUUCCUUCCUUGCAUCAUCUGGCUCAAGAUUAAGAAGCCCAAGGUCUUAAGCUUGACUUGGUUCAUAAAUGUGAUAUGCAUUGUAAUUGGGGUUGCUUUGAUGGUGUUAGCUCCGAUAGGUGCACUGAGGCAGAUAAUAUUGCAAGCCAAAGAUUACAAGUUCUAUUCAUGA
Ipomoea triloba (trilobed morning glory) is the source of this 1212-nucleotide messenger RNA. RefSeq names its product lysine histidine transporter 1-like. The coding region runs from base 16 to 1212 and encodes 398 amino acids. Gene Ontology annotation, cellular component: plasma membrane. NCBI's taxonomy places the organism in Eukaryota, Viridiplantae, Streptophyta, Magnoliopsida, Solanales, Convolvulaceae. The transcript has 7 exons. The record is from RefSeq and is a predicted model, not a curated record.